Messenger RNA from Hirsutella rhossiliensis, 963 nucleotides. RefSeq lists its product as uncharacterized. Gene Ontology annotation, molecular function: TBP-class protein binding; RNA polymerase I core promoter sequence-specific DNA binding. The record is from RefSeq and is a predicted model, not a curated record. Gene Ontology annotation, cellular component: RNA polymerase I core factor complex. NCBI's taxonomy places the organism in Eukaryota, Fungi, Ascomycota, Sordariomycetes, Hypocreales, Ophiocordycipitaceae. The coding region runs from base 1 to 963 and encodes 320 amino acids. The transcript has a single exon. Gene Ontology annotation, biological process: nucleolar large rRNA transcription by RNA polymerase I.
AUGCUCGACCGAGGCAACAUCGUCCGAGCAGAAAGAACCUAUAGGCUUCUUUUGCAGUUCCGACCCGGGGGCAGGCCCAUGGAUGUUCGUCAGCACAACAUGUGGGCCAUAGGCGCUGAGAUCCUCAUGCGGGCAGGCGAGAAGCCGCCCAGAUCACAGGACACGAACGGCAGCCCUGCUGAUAGAGCCGGGGACGAGGAGCAAAGCCACUCCAGUCGCGCACCCAUACCACACAGCGGCUUCUUCAUACCGGCGAGAUGGGGUUCCUCGGCCAAUAUUAACGGGGUCAAGGCAUACUUUGAAGCCCUCAUCCAGCAAUACCCAUACGAUCACAAAUUUCCCAGCAGCGUAUCCGCCCCGGACUUUCAGCUUGCUAUGCUGGGUUGCGAGAUUUACAAUGUCCACGCCGAGUGCACGACAGGCCUUGCGCGAGCCGAGAAAGGAGCUGGCACCUGGCACGGGCGACGUCUGGCGGAGAGGCCAGACAAGGCCGCUCCCGGCCGCCAGAGCGAGACGUUGAAGCAUCCUGACAGGGACGACGAGGAGCAAGAAGAGGAUGGGCGCCAGGCAAAAGUCGAGGUUCGCAUGCGGGCGCUUGUCACCAUGGAAGACAUCACCCGGAGAAUGGACGUGUUGAUGCAGGCGCUACCAUAUCGCAAAAACGACGACUUUCUCCGGCUGCGCGCGACGGCGUCGCUUUACGCGGCGGAUCUUUUGAUGACAACGCCGCAGAUGACGUCCAGCGAGCGCAAUGAGACGGAAAGAAGAAGACAGCUUCAGCAACGAGCCGCCGUUGAUACCCUGGAGAAGCUGGUUCACAAUGGUGGAGAGCUCGAUGGGACUACCCAGCUGAUGCUGGGCGCCUGGUCGGAGAAUGAAGGGGAUCUCUCAUCACCACCCUCGCUGCAUUCGUCGCUCCCCAUCCGGAGAAUUCAAGGCAUGACUUGGAGCGAGCCAACUUGA